AUGGCGCCGCCACCGCCGCUGGUCGACGACGUCACCGCCGAGAUCCUCCUCCGCCUCCCGCCGGACGAGCCCGAGCACCUCAUCCGCGCCGCCCUCGUCUGCAAGCCGUGGCUCCGCGUCAUCCGCGACCCCGGCUUCCGCCGCAGCUACCGCGACCUCCACGGCGCCCCUCCCCUCCUCGGCUUCCUCCACCGCCUCAUGGUGUUCCAAGGGGACCCGCCCGCCCGCUUCGCCUCCACCACGUCAAUGCCGGAGUUCCCGCACCCAGGCGCCGGCGGCCGCCGCACGCGCCCCCUCGACUGCCGCCACGGCCGCGUCCUCAUCCACAUGCUGCCGGGAUUCCUCGUCUGGGACCCCGUCACCGGCGACAAACACCACCUGCCGCCCGAGCCGGAGGAGAUCGACUGGCUCAUCUACUCCGCCGCCGUGCUCUGCGCGGCCGACGGCUGCGACCACCUCGACUGCCGCGGCGGGCCCUUCCGCGUCGUCUUCGCGGCCACCCACGAGUACAAGGACAUCAUACUCGCGAGCGUCUACUCGUCAGAGACGGGCGAGUGGAGCUCGCCAGUAUGCCUCGACAACACCUGCGAAAUCUACGCCCGGCACACCCGGGAGGCGCGUGCAGAUGGACCCAUGGGACGCUUCUACACGCCCUAUGUCCAGCCGAGGCGAGGCGCCCUCGUCGGAGAUGCAGUCUACUUCACUGUUCGGCGGGGCAACGCAAUCGUCAAGUAUGACUUGGGGAAGGACCGCUUAUCCAUGAUUGACCCGCCGCAACAUUGCUUGGUGCACGGCAUUGCUAUCACGGCAGUGGAGAACUACACUUCACUGGGCUUUGCCUGCAUUCAGGGUUCCACCCUUUGUACGUGGGCAAGGAAGGUGGAUGCAGAUGAAACUGCAGAAUGGGUACAAUACAGGGUCAUCGAGCUGGAGAAAACAAUACCUGUCAGUGUUGCCAAUCCCAAUGACAAGCCAUUCGUGGUCGGCUUUGCAGAGGGUGUGGGUGUCAUCUUCGUUAGCUCAGGUGUAGGCUUAUUUACGAUCAAACUCAGUUCUGGGCUGGUUAAGAAGGUUGAUGAGCCUGGAAAACACUUUAGCGUCCUACCCUACAUGAGCUACUACCUUCCAAGUAUGAUACUAGCCCUUGCAUUGCAUCUUGUCUGUUGUCUUGCAUUUUUCUUACAACUUCUGUAUGUUUGCUUAAUUUUUUGGUUGUGGUUUGUGAACAACUAUUCAUAGUGCAAGCAUUAUGUGUUAGUUAUAUUCGCAUAUGGAGCUUGCCAAGUUCAAUUAAAGUGCUGGAGACAACUUAAUAUGUGGC
Lolium rigidum is the source of this 1321-nucleotide messenger RNA. RefSeq lists its product as uncharacterized. The transcript has a single exon. The coding region runs from base 1 to 1239 and encodes 412 amino acids. Lineage: Eukaryota; Viridiplantae; Streptophyta; Magnoliopsida; Poales; Poaceae. Gene Ontology annotation, molecular function: protein binding. The record is from RefSeq and is a predicted model, not a curated record.